Molecule: messenger RNA, 4942 nt
Organism: Parus major (Great Tit)
Lineage: Eukaryota; Metazoa; Chordata; Aves; Passeriformes; Paridae
Gene: PIGG
Product: phosphatidylinositol glycan anchor biosynthesis class G
Exons: 13
Coding region: 75-3044 (989 amino acids)
Biological process (GO): GPI anchor biosynthetic process
Cellular component (GO): endoplasmic reticulum membrane
Source: RefSeq, a predicted model, not a curated record
CCGCCCCGCACAGCCGGCGUAGCGCCGGCCGGGCCGGGUCGGGUCGGUGUUGCCGUCGCUGGUGCCGAGCCAGGAUGCGGCUGCGCUCGGGCGUGUUCGCCUCCUCCUGCCUCCUCGUGCAGGCUUUAGGCGUCGCGCUGUUCCUCCGCGGCUUCUUCCCGGUGUCCGUCAGAUCCGUCCCCCGCAGAGAGGCCCGCGCGGACCCUCCCGCCGAGCCGGCCCCUCCCGGCCCAGGAAUGGUUUCUAACUGGACCAAGAUUCCUCCACCGCUUUUCAAAAAAGUUGUCAUUGUGCUGAUAGAUGCUUUGAGAGAUGACUUUGUGUUUGGAUCCAAAGGUAAACAGUUCAUGCCGUAUACUACUCAAGUUGUUGAAAAAGGGACUUCCUAUAGUUUCAUUGCUGAAGCCAAGCCACCCACUGUGACCAUGCCUCGAAUUAAGGCUUUGAUGACAGGUAGCAUACCUGGUUUCAUCGAUGUUGUUGUGAACCUCAAUUCUCCAGCUCUGUUGGAUGACAAUCUGAUAUGGCAAGCAAAAACAGCUGGGAAAAGAAUAAUAUUUUAUGGUGAUGAUACUUGGGUCAAAUUGUUCCCAAAGCACUUUGUGGAAUAUGAUGGAACAACAUCAUUUUUUGUGUCAGACUUUACAGAGGUUGAUGAUAAUGUUACCAGACAUUUGGAUAGAGUGUUAAAGAGAGAAGACUGGGAUCUGCUAAUACUACAUUACCUGGGGUUGGACCAUAUUGGCCAUAUGACUGGGCCAAACAGCCCAUUAGUGGGACCAAAACUUCGUGAAAUGGAUAACAUAUUGAAGAAGAUUCAUAUUUCCCUUCUUUCAAAGGAGGAAGCUUCUCUGCCCAAUUUGUUAGUUGUUUGUGGGGAUCAUGGGAUGUCUGAAACAGGCAGUCAUGGUGGUUCUUCAGAAGGAGAAGUGCACACACCACUGCUGUUUAUCAGCUCUGCUUUUGAGAAGAGAAGUGCUCCUCUAGCCCAACCUGAACAUGUGCAGCAAACAGAUUUAGCUAGCACAUUGGCAAUAGGUCUUGGCCUUCCAAUUUCAAGAAACAGUGUUGGGAACCUUAUAUUGCCAGUUGUUGGAGGCAAGACAAUGAGAGAACAGCUACGUUUUGUGCACUUGAAUGGGUUCCAGCUUAGCAGAUUGCUGCAAGAGAAUACACCUGCAUAUGAAAAAGAUCCUGGAUAUGAACAUUUUAAGAUAGCAGAAAAAUCCCAUGGUAAUUGGAUCAAACUGUAUUUAGAGGGGAACAAUUCAGAAAUACUCUUAAAUCUUGGCAAGAAGAUCCUGAAGCAAUACCUGGAGGCCCUCAAGACUUUGAGUUCCUCAUUAAGCAAACAAGUGGCACAAUAUGACAUGUAUUCAAUGAUGGUGGGGACUGUGAUCAUUAUGGAGGUUCUGCUACUACUUUUGCUCAGUGUUCCAAAAGCCCUGAGUAAGCGAGCAGAAUUUGAAGUGCCCCUCUCCCCUCCACUGUUCUCUCUGCUGUUUUACUUGAUGUGUCUAAUGCUGUGUGCUGUACAUGUCAUUGUAUGCACAUCAGCAGAAAGUUUGUGCUAUUUCUGCAGUAUGUCCUGGUUAACAGCAGUUGGAGUGAUGAUGCUGAUUUCUGCACUCAUGUGUGGUAUUUUAUCUGCUAUAGCAAAGAUCUUUGAGAAUUCCAGACUUCCAGUGAAGAAUCCUACUGUGUCCAGUUCUAGCUGGUCAGAAAUAGAUGUGCUGAUUCUGGCUGGAACUAUUGGCCAUGUUUUGAGUUUGGGGGCAAGCAGUUUUAUAGAAGAGGAACAUCAGACCUGGUAUUUUCUUAUCAAUACACUUUGUUUGGUGCUGUGUCAAGAACUUUGCAGAAAUAAUUUUCUUCUGAAAGAAUGUGACCCUCAACUUGGCACCAGUGUGAAACAAAAUUUUGAUAGUAUUGGGGAAGUCUCCGAGUGCAAGAAUAUAGACAUUCCAGCAUUAAGUAAUUCAAAACUGGGCAAGGCCACCUCUUCAUCUGAAUUCAUAAAAGGAUCAGAUAAGUGGAUAAGCUUAGCAACUCCAUGGAUCAUCCUUGUUUGCUGUCGGCUGCUUCGAUCCUUGAAUCAGACAGGUGUCCAGUGGGCUCAUCGGCCAGACUUUGGACACUGGUUGACAAGCUCUGAACAUAAAUCUGAACUCUCCUUCUUGGCUGCAGUCUCCCUUCUUAUGAUCUUCUUUCUGGUUCAAAGAAGAUGCUCCCUGGUUUCAAAAAUUGCUAUGGCACUCGGGCUCCUGGGAGUCUACAGUUACCGGGCAGCUAUUGGAAAUGUCAUAUUUCCAUGGCAACAUGGUGGCAAAGAUAUUUCAAAGGGGAUUACUGAAGCCCGUUUUGUUUAUGUCUUUGUUCUUGGCAUAGUCUUCACUGGCACUAAAGAUUUACUAAAGUCACAGGUUAUUUCUGCAGACUCCACCACGAAGAGCACAGGAUUAUGGGAAGUAUAUAGCGGAUUGGUGCUACUAGCAGCUCUUCUAUUUAGACCUCACAAUUUACCAGUCUUGGUGUUUUCUCUGCUGAUUCAGACAAUGAUGACAAAAUAUAUUUGGAUACCUUUGAAAUUUGAUGCAGCACAGAUUACUAUCAUGCACUACUGGUUUGGUCAAGCUUUCUUCUAUUUUCAGGGGAAUUCAAAUGGCAUUGCUACUGUGGACAUUUCAGCAGGUUUUGUGGGACUAGACAGCUAUGUGGAGAUACCAGCUAUUUUCCUCACAGCAUUUGCAACAUAUGCAGGACCUUUCCUUUGGGCCAUCCAUCUGCUGUGCUACUUGAGUUCUGAAGUUAGCAGGAAUUCUGCAGCAGUGGGUCACGGCUGUUUCUGCUACGCUCUAAUGCGUUCAAUUCCAGUUGCCAUCUACGUUGUUUUGGUAACAGGUCUGCGCUACCACCUGUUCAUAUGGAGUGUCUUCUCGCCAAAGCUACUGUAUGAGGGAGUGCAUGUGUUCAUCACAGCUGCUGUCUGCCUGUUCUUCACAGCAAUGGAUCAGAACCACUCUUACAUAAAAGUGCAAGACUAAAAAUAAGUGUGGUAUGUGACUCUGGAUUGCGAUGUCCAGCAUGCCACUGGAAUGGAAGAAGGAAAAUACUGGCUUUAAAUUGAUGUGUGGAUUUUGAAGAGUAAAUUGUUAAAAGAGUUGUUUCUUUUAGUCAAGAUUAGUCUUGUGUUAAAACUGAGUUUUCUUUAAAAAUGUUGAAUUGAAAUACACUGUUUUUUCAUGGAUACCUUUUGCUCUGUAGCUGUCAUUAUAGCUCUUUCCAAAAACAGAAUGGUGAUAUUACAUGUUUUGAAUUAAAAAAUAUACAUCUUAAUAUAAAUACAGACCAGUGCCUUGUGGGCACUGAAAAAAUCUUGUGUGCAUACAAUUUUUUUACCUUCUUAGACUAUAGAAUCCUAAAAAAUGUGCAGGAUUUCUAGGUACUUUUCAAAAGAUCCUGAAUCCAUUAGCCUCAGGGGGUUUUUAUGUUUGUUUUCUUUCUAGUGGAUGCAUUGAAAUUAUUAUUAAAUUUUUAUUGUACAAACAUCCCAUGUAAGAGAUUUUGUUUGUUUUGCAUAGGCAGAAAGCAUUUCUGUUUAAAAGCAGUAUUUUUCUUUGUAAGAUGAGUGCAAUCAUUAUUUGUAAUGGAUUUUGAUCUGCACUUCAGACACUGAAUAAGAAAUACUUAUUGUCUAACAAAGUAAUGAAUCUUCUGACGAGUCCAUUCACUGCUCAAAUGUUGUUUUUUCUUAUCAAUGUAUAAAUUAUAAAUCAGGUUGGCGCAGCCAUACUGAACAUUUGAUCACGUUUUCCACACAUGGGUGUGAAGCUGUGAGCAGCGAACAGGAAAACAGUUUAAUGGAUUAAGUUACCAGCAGAAUAAAAGGCAUAAAAGGUGUGCUUGCAGUUUUCAUCACCACCCCCCUAGUGACCUGUCUAUCCUUCUCAUUUGAAUGUGCUGUAAUUAAUUUCUAACAAUAUUGUUUUCCUUGCUUCUUUCAAGAAGAUACAUGUUAAUUACUAUACUGACUAUCAGGAUUCAUGAGGUCUUUUUGCCUCUUAGUUUCGUCCAUGUUUUUGUCCAUGUUAGUGGCUAAUAUGUUUGAGGUAUAUCAGAAGAGAAGCAUACAGAGGCCUUUUAAUUUUUGUUACAAAUAUGGGAAAAGAAAGCUUUCAGGACCAAUACAGCUUACAGCACAGUUGUUAAAAUCACUGAUGCAUUUUUUUGUCUCAUGUUACAGAUAAUGCAGAUUUCAAAAUGUAGGCCUUUAGUUUUUAUACAUUAAUAAUAGGCCAUCUUGAUUACUAAUAAUGAAAUAUUUUUUCAGCUAUAAAAUAAUUAAAUUUUUCAAUACACUAGCAAUGUAUUGCUCUUUACCUGGAGGAGGGAGUACUGGAUCUUAAUGUCACUUACUGUGACCUGCUGGAAGAUUGAAAAUGAAAUACUUCUAAUAAAUAAUUUUUUACUGCUAACUGUGGUUAUUUAAAAGAGUUUGUAUUUGUAAAUGUACAUCUACCAUUUUCACAAUUCUCAAUAUUUUUGGUUACCUGCUGACUAGCAGCCAUGUGGCAUUAUCUACAUAUUCUCUGUUUACUUACGUCAUUAAUUUGUAAGCAGUCCUCCCUAAAAUGCAUACUGAGAAUGUUUAUGACAUAUUUGAGUCAAAGGGAAAGGGUGCUAAUAAAGAGAUCAGAGGGAUAAAGCAGAAGUUUCUUCUGGUGUAGAUUCCUAAAACAAUGUGGGAUGACAUUUACAAGUUUUAUUCAUUCCUCGUGGGUGGUUGUUGUUUUUUUUUUUGUUGUUGUUGUUGUUGUUUUGGCUUGGGGUUUUUUUUGUUUUUGUUUUGUUGCUUUUGGGUUUUUUGCUUCUAGUAAUGCCUCUUUUAUCAAAUAGUGGAAUCCAAACUAUUGUGUGUGUAUUAAAAUUGCAUUUUUUCAGA